Messenger RNA from Monodelphis domestica (gray short-tailed opossum), 6281 nucleotides. It is a transcript of the gene PARM1, whose product is annotated as prostate androgen-regulated mucin-like protein 1. NCBI's taxonomy places the organism in Eukaryota, Metazoa, Chordata, Mammalia, Didelphimorphia, Didelphidae. Gene Ontology annotation, cellular component: plasma membrane; early endosome; Golgi apparatus. The record is from RefSeq and is a predicted model, not a curated record.
UAGAGCAUUGCAAUGAUCUUGGAGGAUUGAUGGACAGCUGGUGAUCAUCUCAGUUGAGUGCUGUGCACCUAAGACUCUGCAUCUGACCAAAAGAAUCUGGAAAAGGCCAAAUGUCAGCCAGCCACACAGAUGGCAUAGGUCCCAGGUGGACGGAAAGCUCUGGGAAGCUCAGAAGAGGGAAGUGAACAAGAGACGGGUAUUCUGCAUGAGGGAAUGCAGAGUUCAUAUACAUUCGCAGGAGAGAACCCUGCUAGUGGGGGCACAGGGCGAGAGCAGAGUUGGACUCAGUCCCCAGCCAGGGACUUGCAACCUCACUGUCCAGCAGGGGCCGCCCUGGGCCAGAGCUCCCCGGACCCAGGCGCCUGUGGGAGGGGAGGGGAGGGGAUGAGAGCGCAGGGCCAGGAGAGGAGAGAGGAUCGGGUUGACUUUGUCAUCACAGCCCAGGCCAGCAGGAGGGACUGGCUAGUGGGAGGGGUUUCACUGCAGCAGAGCAGCGGCGGCGGCAGCGGCGGCAGAGGGAAAGGCAGUGCUGGGCUGGGAUGGAGCAGAAGCUCUCUGGGCACCGCAGGGCAGACCACUGAGUGCUCUCGCUGCCCCAGACCGGAGCCUUCUAGACUGUGCACGGAGUGCCUCGGAGACGCGGAGCAGAUCUCUCAGGACCAGGGAAGGAACCUGCCUCCCUCGGCCAGCCUCUCUUAGGGGGGCCUCUCUCCACGCAGGAGGAGGAGCUGAGCUCCCUGCGGAGCCCAGGCCAGAGCCCCAGAGGUACCAUGGUCUGCCACACUCUCUUCACCCUGCUCGUCUUCGCGACAGGUUUAAGAGUACAGAGUCUGCCUAUAACAACCACCUUUCCUGUUUCUCUUCCGGAAAAACUGACCACAUUACCUCCUACCUGGACCAAUCCACCACAAAAUACUGUUGAUGUUAGCACCUCCUCCAGCAAUAACACACAGAAUAACUCGUCAUUAACAGUGACAUUGUCAGCUGAGACAACUCCACUUCCUAGAAACAUAUCAGUAACAUCAAGAGACCCAGAAAGCACCAGCAAAGUCUCCAGACAAGAAUCAGUAGUUACCACUAUUGGUCAGGAAGGGAAAGGAACAGAGCAGAACCAAUCCUUGCCCACAAUAUUACCAACGAGCAGCCAAGACCAGUUCACAACCACAGUUGCAGAACUCAAUUCUACAAUUCCAGAAGUCAAUAAUGGUACUGAAACUCUAAGUACAAUUUCCCCUUCUCCAUCAGACAUAGCAUUAGUCACCUCCCCUCAGGCAUCAGUCUCACCUUCUUCAUCACCAUCUUGGUUGCCACCAAAAGUGUCUCCAACAAGUAUAGUUACAGAUCCCAUUACAGCUGAAAAUACAACCCACCAGGAGGAGGGUGAAAGAUCCUUGGGAACUCCCACAGCUACAACCCUUGGAGCUGAACACACUCCUAAUGAGCCAACAACACACCCGAGGUCAUCUGGGCCCAUGACAGAAGAGACAACUUCCCAAGUAACUGUGCCAAACUAUGAGGUGGAGGGCACUGACAGUGGUACAGUGUCUCCUCGGAUAAUCAUGGAAGAAGUUGAACAUGCAUUAAGUUCAGGAAGCAUUGUAGCCAUUACUGUGACAGUAAUUGCAGUGGUAUUGCUGGUAUUUGGAGUAGCAGCCUAUCUGAAGAUCAGACAUUCUUCCUACGGAAGGCUGCUAGAUGACCAUGACUACGGAUCCUGGGGCAAUUACAACAACCCACUUUAUGAUGACUCCUAACAGAGGAACACAGAAUGGGACAAGACAUAUUAUGUUCUUUAAUUUAAAAGUGCUUCUUCAGUAGCAUUAAUGCUAAUUACCUGAUAUGCAUCCAGUGACAAUCCUGUGACCUGUUUUGUUGGUUUAUUGUUUGUUUUUUAUUUUAAUUUUCCUUCUCUUCCAGUUUCUGCUUCCCCUCUCUUUGAAAAACAAAACAAAACAAAAAAGCUGUCAUUUUUAAGUGAAUCCAAACUGAAUCUCAACUGAAUGAGACAAUACGGAAGCUCAGACCACCUUGGCUGCUUUGGAGAGGAAAUGUCCUUUUGGGGAGCAGGGAUGGCUUUUAUGUAGGAAAAUCAUUUAAUCUCCCCAAAAGAAAGCCAGAGGAAAUGAUCAUGAGAGGAUAUUUCAUCUGCAGAAAGCCAUGUUUCUGCAAUUCCUUUUUAAUCUCUGUUUAUCUGGUCCUGGAUCCCAGCUGCAGCUCUACAGAAAGGGUUGCAGGCUCUUUCAUCUCCUAAUUAAGGAAUGAUCAAAAUAGAAAGUGCAUGAAAGGAGGGAGCCUGCUGAGGGGCAGAGUUAACAAGUGAGUUUCAGAUCCUGACGUGUUCCUAGAUUCUCUGCUUCACAGGGUAUCUCAGAUUAAGGAUGCCAAAGACAGCCAACUUCUGUUGGAAAAGCACAUGUGUUUGCAGCAUGUUCAUGGGCCAAAGGAGGGUCCUUUAAGGGGAGCUUAGUUCUGGGGAGGGAGAGAAGUGGGAAGGACCAGCCCAGCUGGAGUUGUGGGAGUAUUUCAGGGUGAGUGAAUAUUUGGGUAAGGAAAGUUGGGGUAGAAAUGCAGAAAAGACAGUAUCAGAGAAACCUCUGGAUAAGCUGUCGGCUACCAUUUCCCUGAAAGAGUCCACAAAAUCCUUUCCAUGGACCCUUGAGGUAGCUGAUCAUAGCCUAGUUGUCUUUUAGCAACUGCUAAAUUAGCUGCAGAUACAUUCUGAAGGCAUCUCUUCAAUUUCUCAGCUACACAUCUUUCUAGAUAAGGAAUUUACAGUGUGAUCAACUCAUGCCCAGUUCCUGAACUCUUAUUCACUGUAUGGACAAGACAGAGCAUGUAUUUAUUUCCUGCAUGAUAAGAAACUUGAUUAAAUACCAGCACCCUUUAAAGAAAAUGGAACCAUGAUAGGAUAAUGCUCACUUGGGCAAAAUGAGGCCAACACAAAUAAAUAGUAUUUUUUUAAAUAGCAGUUAUUUCCUUGCUACAGCUCUUAUCACCAUACCAACCUUUAUAAGUGUCCAUAUCUUGGUGUGAUACAAACAUACUUUCCAAACCUGUCAUCACCUCCUUUCCUGUGAUGAGUGCAGAGAAGAUGCUUUUAUUAUAUAUUUAUUAAAACCUACUUUGUGCCAGGCACUAUGCUAAGUUCUGGAGAUACAAAAAAAUAGUCCCUGCUCUCAAGGAGCUUACAGCCUAACCUGUUUGAUGUACAGGAACACUGUGUGUACUGCACCCCUAAGCAAUGACAAUGGGCAGCCACCUACUCUACAUUCUUCCUCCAGAAGUGGAGUUGUUCCCUAACCUCCCGAAUGCCAAAAGAGAAUGUUCUACUACCACAACCUAUGCUAGAGGUGUUUAGUAGGGCUAGUAGGGAUAAAGAGGAUAGGAGCUCCUUAUUAGAGGGUAGAGAUUAUUUUAUUAAAAGGCAACAGGAAACAAAGAACCUCUAUCCUCCAUCUAUCUAAUGAUUUUUAAAAAAGCAUUCCCCCAUUUGAUCUUCUCAUAUUGAUAGUUUUCCCAUUUCUUAUCAGCCAUGAAACUGCUUGCAUAGUGUCUUUAUAGCAAAAGGGCUCGUAUGGCUAUAGUUCCUCUUACUCAUCUCUCUACUCCUACUUCUUUCUCUCAAGCCUCUCCUGUCCAAUGACAUCCACUGUUCUAAAUAUAACAUGAAGCACCUUUGUCUUUAUGUCCCCAACACUUAGCCCUAUGCUUGCCAUGUAUUAGGUGCUUAAUAAGUUGGCAGUUAGCUAAUUUAUUCAUUGACUCCCAGAGGUCUUGACCAGUUGGGGAACAGGGGAGGAAUUCAAGAAGCCCGCUCUGGGAAACACAAGACUAUGUUACAAGGAAAUUCACUUAAGUGGCCCAUGUAGCAUUUUAACCAAGAGGUAUUAGAUCUUCAGGAUACUGGAUAAAUCCAGAGAUGGAAGGCAGCUUUACAAUAAAUAGCACUAGCAUCUAAUAGAACCAGAAAACAUCUACCGUAGGAAGUGACACUUGAAUUACAUCUUGAGGAAGGCAAGGGAUUCUGAGAGUUGGAGGUUAGGAGGGAAAGCCUUCCAGGCUCAGAAGCUAGAGGAUUCAGCCACUGUAAUGGCUGAAAAAAGGUGAGAGAUGGAAUGCACGUGGCCAGAAUAGUUGAACCAUAGAUAGAGUACAUGGAGGGAGAUUAUAUGUUAGAUGACUAGAAAGGUAAGGAAGGGGCCAUGUUGGGAAGAGGUUAAAGUGGCAAAUAGAGAAGUCCAAAAGGCUUUAGAGAGCCAUUUUGAAAUGUCUAAGAACUUUGAGAAAACCAUUCUGGAAGCUAUGUGGUUGAUGAAUGAGAAUGGGAAACAACUUGAAGUAGGAAAGCCAAUUAUAUUCCAGAUUAUAGUCCAGAUGAAAGGUGAUGAGUGCCUAAAUUAGUUUGGAGGCUAUGCGAAUGGAGAAAAGGGAAUAUAUGCAGUUGAUGCAGAGAGAGAAAUGACUGGACUUAGCAAUUCAUUUGAACUGAUUGUGAGAGGUGAUUGAGAGAGGAGUCAAGAAUGACCCUGAGAUUGAGAAUCUGGGUGACCAGGAGGAUGAUGAUGUUCUUCACAGUGAUAGGGAAGUUCAAAAGAUGGGUACAUUUAAGAGGAAAGAUCAUGAAUUCCAUUUUAGACACACUAAGCUUGGGAUAGUCAUGUGGAGUCCUAUGAACAAUAGAAUUCAGGAAGCAUCAUUUUUCUUACCAGUCAAGCUGUCAGUCAAUAAUCAAGUAUAAAGCAAGUACUAUGUGCUAGGCACUGUGCUAAAGAUUGGUGAAGGAAAGAAAGGUGAAUGUUGGGCUUUGCUUUCAAGACACUCACAGUCUAAUGGAUGACAACAUGUAAACAAUAUCUAGAUAUACGGUUGGUGACAGUCAACAGAGGGAAGGCACUAGCAUGGAGGGAUAUUGGAAAAGACUCUUGCAGAAAAGACUCUGGCUAAGAGUUGAAGGAAGCCAGGAAAACUGAUCACCGCAAAGGAGAACGUUGCAAGUUCUCAAAAAAGGGAGUGGGAGGCAGACAGGUAGACCUCAGCCUGAAUGACUGCUUCUCAUAGAAAUCCUGAUAAUAAUUCUCCCUAUUGUCAUCAUGUGAAAAACUGGACUUAAUCAUAAACAAUUUCAUCACUGUUGGUGUAUUUUAAGUGAUCUUGUCAAAGAAAUGGAGCCAGUCCAUGUUAAUUGCUAUGACUGACUGAAGGAGACAGGCUUUUAGCUUCUCUUCACCAGAAAAAGAACAUUGUCAGUGCAAUUGGGUGAUAAAUAGUACAAAGUAUGAAGGGAAUCAUUAGCAUGAGACAUCGUGCUAUUUAUUAAAUAGGCAGACAGGUUGGCCUGCCUUGGUCUUUGAGUCACAGGAGAAAUGAAUGCUUUUUUUUGACAUAUUCUAUGUGACCCUGCCCAAGUUGCCCACCUUCCAUGGAUCUGUGCUUGUUCUUCUGGUUCCUUCCUCCCCCAUGGCCUCACAGAUAAAUUGUGAAGAUGAAUGAGGUCUCAUCUCCUAUGUGCUUUUAGCCUCUGCAGAAAAGGACUAUAACUACUAAGUAUUAUGUAGGCAUGCAUGUGGUUCAAGUUUCUCAUUUGCUGAUCCAUAAAUCUCUUGCUCCUUCUUCCAGUUGCAAAACCAUAGCUUUAACCUGGCAUUAUCUGAAAGCCAUCAUGGCUAGGUCCUCCCCUCAUACAAUAGAUUGCUGGGAUGCCACUGCUGGGCACUGACACCAUUAGGAUUCCAGUCCCUAGCUUCAAAUGGAAAUGUGGCUUCAUGGAACAUGAUCAACAUGUCAGGGUCCAGGGAUACCACAACAGCAUAGAAAGGAGACCUAAGCCCCAAGGACAGUUGAGCUACAGACCUGAACAUCCCGUCUUCUGCCUAACCUAACCCUUGUUGAGAUUUCUUUGGAUUCCAUAUCACCUGUUAGUCCUUCAUUGUUCUCACAUAGAUGCAUGACUAGAUCCUCUUCCUCUCAAAAGAGGAAAGAUCAUAGCUGGACCAGAUGCUAAUUUGUACAAUAAUUCACCUUCUUUGCCUUUAAUCUUCUUUGUCAAAUGAAUGUAUCACUCACACCUUGCUUUUAAAAUUCGUGGUUGUAAUGGAUGAUGGAGCAAACCAAACAAAUAAAAAACUGGUUUAUUUUUCUUGGGGUGGGAAAAACUAUCCUUGAAAGCUGGGAACACAAGCAGGCAAGUUGAUUGGAUAUUUGAUGUCAUUGUAACCACAUUUGUCAUAAGAAAUUCCACAUACCAAUUAUUAUCGUACCCAUUAAAGUUGUUUUAAUGCUUG